Molecule: messenger RNA, 6165 nt
Organism: Brienomyrus brachyistius
Lineage: Eukaryota; Metazoa; Chordata; Actinopteri; Osteoglossiformes; Mormyridae
Gene: tbx22
Product: T-box transcription factor 22
Exons: 9
Coding region: 3636-5147 (503 amino acids)
Biological process (GO): cell fate specification; positive regulation of DNA-templated transcription; regulation of transcription by RNA polymerase II
Cellular component (GO): nucleus
Molecular function (GO): RNA polymerase II cis-regulatory region sequence-specific DNA binding; DNA-binding transcription factor activity, RNA polymerase II-specific
Source: RefSeq, a predicted model, not a curated record
AGCUAAUCUGUUGAAAGGAACUUGCCAUGUUUUCAUAGCUGAAGGUGUUCAUGCAACAUGGCCUUUCUCGGCACCUGAAGUGAUCACCUUCAGGCCUUCAGAUCAUGUUCUGAGCUGCUCCUCUGUUGGAAGGUUCAGCAAAGGAGGCGAGUGAGCCUGGGAACUUUACUAAUCAGUGCACAGCUGAAUUAGCAUGUUAGGAGGCUGGGGCACAUUACAGCUUUCAAGGAAGCUGUUAGUGAUUAUUCAGUACUGGGAGCUGCAUGGGAGCUGGAAAGCAACAAAAGAGUGAAAUUAGACAGACAGACAGACAGACAGACAGAUAGAUAGAUAGAUAGAUAGAUAGAUAGAUAGAUAGAUAGAUAGAUAGAUAGAUAGAUAGAUAGAUAGAUAGAUAGAUAGAUGUAUAGAUAGAUAAAAAUGAAGUAAUGGUGCAAAGCUGCAUAGAUUGUUGGAUUUAAAUCUAAAUGCUCCUUGGCCUGAGUUUGAUGGGGUCAAUUUACAAAGCAGAAAGUUUAUUAAAGAACGAAUGCAGUUGUAAAUCCCCUAGAUACCAGUAAGUGGACAGACGUGCUCAUCAGGGCACGGUUUUGGAAGCGUUUUGAUGAAUUUCGGAAAUUGCAGGAAUUGUUAGCAAUUACAUCUGAUCAAGGCUUCCUCUAUGGUAACCGAAUCACACUCCCAGUUCGAUUGGAGUCUCCGGUUUCACCCAGUGUAAUGCAACCGGGAUUAUAAGAGGAAACACGUGUCCACAACCGUCCAGGAAUCAUAGAAGCCGAGAUUUACGUUCAAUUCUAAGCAAUAAAAAAUACAGCACUUUGGAAACUUUUCACAAGAUUACUGUGAUUAACGUCAGGGGUUACACUGCCAUACUGUUAAAAACAUUUGCUAAUAAUGAAUAAAACAUGAAAACUUACUGUCUAUGCCUAACAACAAUCAAAUUACCAAUAAUCUGAAUAAAAUAUGAUUUGAACGCCUGCCUAUUGGAAGAUACAGAUAUAGUUUGUGAAUUGUUAUAGCAGGCCUUUGUGAUAAAAAAACACAUUUUUAAAAUUUCAUAUAUUUAUUAUAGAAUAUUAUUGAUUAUAUUAUAGAAUAUUAUUGAUACAACAUAUACUGUAUAAAUCUAACUUUUACUGCCUUAAGAUUUAAUAUGCAACAUUUCUCCUUAGUGGGAUUUUCAAAAACUUUUUCAACUUUAAACUAUUGGAUUUAAAUAUAAUCAAGUUAUUCCAAACAGCAUUAAACAUUAGACCACUUCAGCGUUCCGCAUUUGUUUAUAAAGUCCAGUACUUACGAGAAAGGCAAACAAAAUGAUCCUUUAUAGCGCACUUUGCCAUAGAUAUUUAAAGAAAUGCCAGCGACUAAUUGGAAACGAAUAAAUACCGUAAAAGCUUCUAAACAAGUUCUGAUGAAAGAGGAACACAUGAUUUGAGUUGGUCAUAGUUCUGUAUUGUCAGGCGGUGCCCAAGAAGUUCCAUUACCGAAGAAACCAACCGUCCCGUGUAAACACAGCUGUAAUUUGUUUUUCGUUCUAUAUAAUUAUUUUUUGUGAUUUUUAAAAACAAUUCUAAUAAGCCUUGCUAAACUUUAUUUGUGUAAAACGGAUCCAUUUCAUGUCGGACAGUAAUUUAAUAAUCCAGACCUGUCAUUACGGCCAGUUCCACCAUACUCGAAACUUCACAUGAUACGGCAUUAUGAGAAACAGACAGGAACUCCUCAGCACUCUACUGAAACCGAGAGGAAGAGAAAAGAAUUGCGAUUAAAAAUGUCAGCUUGGCGUUACGGGGAAAGCCCCUAAACUCAGAGGAAACGCUAGCUUCGGUGGAGAUAGUCCGAGUUUCAUAAAGAUGUUUUAAAUCCCUGAUCCAGAUGGUCCCGGUUAACUGGAAUAAAAUAUUUGUACCAGGAGUUUUCCAUUCCUUUGUAUUCUAACAAGUCCAAGAUUAAAAUAUCAUAACGCUAUAAUACGCGAUGUCGGCAGAAAACAGUAUUAUAUAUAAUGUAAAAAUGUCAUAAAAGGAUUCCUACAAGAAAAAGCCAAUAAUCGUAAAAAAUGCAGGAUCUAACACCAACUAAAGACAUCAAUCUUCGGCAAUAUAAACGAAGGCGAACGAUAUACACGGUUAGGGGUUACACUCGGAAAAAAAGAGUAAAAAUGCGUGUACCUUUGCUUGUCACUGGGUCUGUACCCUUGUAAUUGUACUUUUUAGGGUACAGAAAUUGAUUCUGAUAAACAUCACAAAGGUACAGACAGCGUUGUACCAUCAAUGGUACAGAAAUGUUCCUCAGAGUUCAUUUUUGUACCUUAAAAUGUACAAUUACCUACCGCUAAAGGUACAUUUCAUAGACCCUCGAGACAAGCCCCAGUGACAAGGAAAGGUACAAAAAUUGGCCUUUUUUCCUGAGAGUGUAGUUUGCAGUAUUUUAAAUUCAUACUUUAAAUAAUGUGUGCAUUUAAAUUACAUUUAUAUUAUAUUUAUACUUAACCUAAUCUAAGAAAAAGUCUGUGCAAGUGUUAAUUCCAUGGCCAUUAAUCCAAGGAUUUGAAUUAAUCUACACUUAAACAAGAGUCUGAUAGUCAUUAUUUUGAUGUCAUUACAAAAGCAAACUGAAGUAUUCCACAGAGAGAAAAAUAAGUCAUUGAAAUCUUAAACACUUAGGCCCUGCUUGUUACUCUUUUUCAAAUAAUUAAACAUUAUAUCGAAAUAUAUUAGAGGAUGUCCUCGUAUUUGAAUUAAACAAUCGUCCCCCUGUUUAGGUCAUAAUAAACUUCAUGGUCUGCUAGCUGCAUUUCUGAAAAACAAAUUGGCAAUCACAUUAUAUGCACAGCGAAUUAAAGAUCUAGAAGAGGCCAGAUUAUCAUAUUGCCAAAUUAUGCAACUGACAAAUAGGACAAAUUAGCUAUUUACUUGAGUCCAGAACCUGUUUGUCUGCUUGUCAUUUAAUGAUGUCAUUUAAUCUAAAGAUAAGUAUCUUGUGCCUUAAAUGGCAUUUACCAAAUAUGUCGUAAUAAGAGCGCAUAAUGGUUGGUUGUGCAUGUUUUCUUCUUUGCAGGAAAACCUUCAAAAGUCGCUAGAUAUUUCAUUUAAAAUGUAAUAUCUUGUUUAUUAAAGAACACAGUUCAUUAUAAUCAUAAUUAUAUUAAUGAUUAAUGGCACACAACGCUGGUAAUUCUUGAUGUAAAAGCACUAUAUUUGGAUUACAGUUUUUAAUUUUCCUAUCAUCGUCAUUGUGACCUGAAUCACACACAAAAUACAACGAUUUUACAUUCCCGAAACUCUAGUGUGAUCCAGUUGGCGUCUUGCAGUUUAACAUGUGGACAGCACGUCCCCCCUCCCAAAAAAAAAUACUAAUAAAGAAGAAUAUACGCACAAUGAAUAAGGGGGCGGUGGUCAGGAGAAAGCCUGCCACUACUAACCUCCCAUUGGAUUACCUCAGGGAAAAUGAGCUGGAGAUUUAAAAAUCUGUAUGAACAGGCGAGGCAUGUCAAGUAAACGAUUCCUUGAGUAAGAAACGGAUUCAAGGGGAGCCUUCGGUGUAGGCGGGGAGAGCACCCUGCUUUAUAGAUGAGAGUGUGAACACACGCGGACAACUCCAGAGGAAAACCUUGGAUUGUGAUUGCCGGCUCAGCAAUGCAGGGUCUAAGUUCCCGAGCCCACGCUUUCUCAGUGGAGGCUUUGGUGGGGAGAGCGUCGUGCAAGAGGAUGAAGUUAGAGAACAGGAAAGAAGAGAACGCGCAGAACGUUCCCCGGAACGCGGAGCAACAGGAUAUGCCCGCGUGUACCGUUAUCAGCGAGGAAGAGGAGCCAGACAACGAAACAGAGAGAAGACGGAAAGGUGACUUGGCCCAGAAGGAAACCGCUGAGGAUGAGUGUGAUCGGGAGAAGGAGGUGGCGGUGGAGCUCCAGGGGACCGACCUGUGGAACAGAUUUCACGAGAUCGGCACAGAGAUGAUCAUCACGAAGGCCGGGAGGAGAAUGUUCCCGUCCGUUCGUGUAAAAGUGAAGAGUCUGGAUGCCUUCAAGCAAUAUUACAUCGCACUGGAUAUCACGCCGGUCGACUCAAAAAGAUACAGGUACGUGUACCACAGCUCGCAGUGGAUGGUGGCUGGCAAUACGGACCACUCGUGCAUUGCGCCCCGGCUGUAUGUGCACCCCGACUCGCCUUGCUCCGGAGAGACCUGGAUGCGUCAGGUCAUUAGCUUCGACCGCGUCAAACUGACCAACAACGAGCUGGACGAUAAGGGACAUAUAAUUCUGCAGAGUAUGCACAAGUACCAGCCGAGGAUCCACGUCAUCGAGCAUGACUCCAGAGUGGACCUCUCGCAGAUCCAGUCGCUACCCGCCGAAGGUGUGCAUAGUUUCUCGUUCCCUGAAACCCAGUUCACGACCGUCACGGCUUACCAGAAUCAGCAGAUCACCAAGCUGAAGAUCGACAGGAAUCCGUUUGCCAAAGGCUUCAGGGACCCAGGGAGAAACAGGGGGGUGCUGGACGGACUCCUUGACUCUUACCCAUGGGGUAAUCCUCUUGGUUUCGACCUGAAAGGAUUUUCCAUGGAACCACACGGAGGGAAUUCUGGGUAUUUCUCCUCCUGUGGGACCCAGUCUGCCCUGAAGGGUCUCCUGUCUCCCGCCUGCACCCCGCCCUCCUUCCCGUUCAGCAUUCCCUGCUCGGAUACCGCGCUACCCGGCCUGACCCUGCCGUUCUGCUACAAGGCGUCUCCGUCAGCCGGCCUGCUGACGUCCAGGCCCUAUGGCCUUCCGGGGCCUGAGAAGUUGCGGGAUCUCUCUGAGUGCCGGCCCGUGGCUGACUUCCAGCUGCUGUCUGCCCUGCACCGGAAGAAGGAGCCCAGCUGCAGGGCCCAGUGCCUCCGUAGGUUACCCGCUGGACCCUCCUGCCAGCCUACACUGCACAGUCUCCAAGGCGCCGGCGUUUCUGUGAUCCACCAGCCGUACCUGCAUCACGGGACACUGCAGCAGCAGCUGCCAUCGCCUUACAGCCUCUACGGAUACAGCCUCCCCACAGGACCCCACUUCCCGGGUGUAGCUCGGCACCUGAAACUGUCCGACGGCUUGGCUCUGACGCCCGCUGAUAAUUUGCUGGCCCGGGCGCCUUGUCACCCCACCAUUAACCACUGUCUUUGACCAUCCGCUUUGUGCGAAAGACAUCUAUCUAGACCUGACUGGUUCCUCGAGUGCUCAAGAGCUGCUCCUGAAACGGACACCCACAACUGACACGUUUAUGUGUGCAGAGCUGGGGCUGAGCUGCGGUGACACAGAGCGGUCAGCAGCACACAGAGCGGUCAGCAGCACACAGAGCGGUCAGUAGGCAGAGCGGUCAGCAGUACACAGAACGGUCAGAAGCACACAGAGCGGUCAGUAGGCAGUGCAGUCAGCAGCACACAGUGCGGUCAGCAGCACAGAGCGGUCAGCAGCACACAGAGCGGUCAGCAGGCAGAGCGGUCAGCAGGCAGAGCGGUCACCAGCACACAGAAUGGUCAGUAGGCAGUGCAGUCAGCAGCACACAGAGCGGUCAGCAGGCAGAGCGGUCACCAGCACACAGAAUGGUUAGUAUGCAGUGCGGUCAGCAGCACACAGUGCGGUCACCAGCACACUGAUCCAGGAUUUAUCACAGAGAAAACAGACCUAUUUGACAAUUCAUUGAACGUCUCUAAAUGAGAAUUUGACUUGUCUAUAGCUAGUGAACACGAAGGUAGGUUUCUCCUGGAUAGAAGUAUCUUUAAUACUUCUACAUGUCUGCAAUGUACCAGUUUAAACUGCAGUAUCCCUAUAAGCAGCAGGUACUGUGAAUCUAACAGCAGAAAUUGUAAAGCUUCCUGAACUGUAUAUUCCUGUACAAAUUGUACAAAAUAUAUGAUGUAUAUUGGACAGAAUUGUUAAUAAAUAUUUUAGUUUAUAGAAACCUUUGAUUGCUCUGUGACUGAGGGAUAUAUAUCUAUAAUGUGAAAUCCUUAACAUUCCUGCCAUGAAAAAACUCAUCUAAGUUUAUUAUACAAGUAACUGUAGAUGAAAAUGUAGUAAGGUCCUCCAAAAACAGUUUGGCUUUAUUUAUGUUAACUUUUCAUCGAUUUCAGCUCAAGGCGAACCACAUGUUAAAUUGUGCUGUCAUUCUUACAUCAGAAUAAUUAAAGAAAAACAUGAA